Messenger RNA from Fusarium keratoplasticum, 2199 nucleotides. RefSeq lists its product as uncharacterized. The coding region runs from base 1 to 2199 and encodes 732 amino acids. The transcript has a single exon. NCBI's taxonomy places the organism in Eukaryota, Fungi, Ascomycota, Sordariomycetes, Hypocreales, Nectriaceae. The record is from RefSeq and is a predicted model, not a curated record.
AUGUCAACAUCCGACAAGUCUCUUCAGUACGAAACGCUUCAAGAUGUCGUCAAAACAGACACGAACUGUACAUGGGAUGAGCCUCUUGGUCGCCAAUCCGAGGUCCGCGACCGUCUGAUACCAUCCGGCUCCUCGCCGUCGGACCCAAAACGCCGGAGCUGGAAGCAACAUUGGAAGAGGAUUGGAGUCGCGAGCAUCGCUGCAAUAGUAUUCGGUACCAUAGCGAUUAUUGCCUCUCUGGCAAUUCUCGUCUUUCUCUGGCAGGGCGCUCAACUCGCCGAGCGGCGUCAAGAGCCAGUCUUUUGGCAGACCAUCGUCUUUCACGGCUGGGCUCCCCAAGUUGUCACCAUUUGCUCGGCUGCGAUCCGUAUCGUCAUGACUUUGCAAAACGGCUUCGUGGUAGCGGCAGUGGCAGCCAUCAUGCUGGAAACGUCAGGUGCUUCACUCGUCGAUACUGCCAUGCUGUCGGUUGAGAGAGCCCUGGGAUCAAGUCCUCUCAACCUUCUGCCCCCGGCUCUAAGGCGAUGUUCCACCAGAGAGGACCGUAUUUCAGCUACACUGCACCUUUUACUGGUAGCGACUGCUCUGGUUAUUAGUCUGGCUUCAACCUUUACCUCGACCAUUCUCCUCUCUGACUUUAGGUCUGGCUUGAUUGCAUCGCCCUCUGUCACGGCCAAGGUGGGAAUCGACUUUGCCACAGAGGGAGAGUAUCGAUAUUUUGGAACGUCUGUCAUAAAGUCAAGGCCCGUGGCCAACUGGCGAUUCGCUGAAGCCAAGGACAGCGACGGUGCCCCCUCUACUAAGGGCGACACAGGCGAUACAUACCGCUCCAUGCUGCCCUUCCAAGAUGUAGAUUCGAGGAGACUGCUCGAGUUCUACUCUGGGCCUGCCGCCGUCACCAACUUCAGGACCUUCUGCGUCGCCCCAGAGUUUCGAAACUUGACCCUUGCUCGCAUCCAAGACCCGGACAACGGCGGCGAGAUGAGCCUCAACGUCCUCGCCGACCUAACUCCCAGCGUGGAUUGGAAGUUGAAGUUUGAGCCCGUCACCGGCGCCUACAAGCCUAGUCCAGUAAAGGCUCGGCUGCUCGAUACUUGGCAUGCCUCUUCGCCGCCUAGCUGGCCGCUGACACUCUACUACUCUAUUGACGACACGUUUACGCCCGAGAAUCAAUCAACUCUUUGGCCCUAUUUCUUCCACCGGGCCCUGCUCUUCAACUCAACCAUGCUCCUUAACGAGACCGAUACAGGUGGUGACGACCUGCCCGAGUCACUGCGCAAUCUCACCACAAAGAAACAAGGCCUAUGGACAAAGGUCAUCAAUGCCGACGGAGUAGAGGUUUUCAGUGCUACCGAAUUUUACUUUAAUAAUGCCGGACCGCAUCUGUACAAUGUCACCAUGUCUGGCCGCGGUAUCAAAUCCGAGCCUACUGGAGACUGGCGCCGUGGACCAGGCCGUGAGAACCAGAUGGAUAUCCUCCACCAGAUGGGCAUCGGAGCUGCUUUUGAAGAUCGUGGUAUCUUGGAGCUCACCGUGGGAUCUCACCUUUCCGACGGUAACAGGCCCUAUCAUAUGCCCCUUGGCCCUACUGCUCUAUCGGCCUCGGGUACCUCAUCUUACCCCGUCUCCCAAUUCUCCUGGGCCUUUAGCGACUCCUGGAUGACCACCACUGCCAUGGGCUCGAUGGAGUUCCCGCACCCGGCUCACUCAUCCGUCUUUCAGAGUAUCAUCCAGCGGACUGAGGAUCCAGCUCAGGCGGUGCAGGCUUUGAUGACUAGACUAUACCAGAUGCAGUACUAUGAUUUCCUGCCAGACUUUGAUUUCAAGCAAACUACCAAGACGAUAUACUCGACCGAGAGGAUCACACCGUCACGGUGGACAGGGCUUCUCAUCGUCUUCUGUCUCGUGGCGGCCCACCUCCUUCUGGUCUCCAUCACGACGGUACUCUUUAUAUCUCGGACACGGGGCUCUGCGCUUGGGAAUAUCUGGCAGGCUGUCUCCCAGAUGGAUUCUGCCGAGACGAAGCAGAUUCUCGAGUCGACGGAUUCCAAACGAGAUGAGGAGGUGAAAUCCUGCGUCAAGGCGAUGGGUAAGGAUGCUGGGGUCUAUGGCAUGUCACGGUCAGUUGAGACGGGGAGGAUGGAGAUUCAGCUCCGGGAGAGGAGAAAGGAGAUUAUGGAUUUGCAAUCGCUACCAUGA